AUGUGGUUGCCAUUCAGCACGAGAGAUGGCAAAGGAGCCUCACCCUCAUUGUCACAACUGCUCACCCUGUCAACACUCGCCGCUCUCGCUCCUUUGAGUGAAGCACAAUUCCCGCCAUCUCAAGCUGUCGGCUUGAAGACGGUCACCUCACCUUCCAACCCGAACAUCAAGAUCUCGUACAAAGAACCCAAGGAUGUCUGUACGACUGCUUUCAGACGGCAGAAGCAGUACACCGGCUGGGUUACCGUCCCCGGCGAGUACCCAACACACCUCUUCUUCUGGUUUGUUGGUGCCCGCGAGCCAACCUCUGCGCUGACAAUGAUGCUCAACGGCGGGCCCGGCGCGAGUUCCAUGUUUGGCCUGUUCGCCGAGAAUGGCCCUUGCCAGGUCGUCGAGAAGGGCGCCAGCCGCCUGGAGACGGCCGCCAGAGAAUGGGGCUGGGACAGAGCCUCCAACAUGCUUUUUGUCGACCAGCCCAACCAUGUCGGUUUUUCAUACGAUACUCCCACCAAUGGUUCUCUGGACUUGACGACCGGGAUGGUGUCGCCUAACAUGCAAUUGCCUGAUAACCUGCCUCCCAGCCUCUUUCUCAACGGCACAUUCUCCUCAAACAACAUCCAAAACACCGCCAACACGACUCAGAAUGCUGCCAUGGCCGUCUACCACUUGCUCCAGGGGUUCCUGAGCACCUUCCCCGAGUACGUCCCGGACAAGUACAGCCCGUUGGGCGUCAACCUCUUUACGGAAAGUUAUGGCGGCCACUACGGGCCUGUCUUUGCCGACACCUGGCAGAAGGAGAAUGACAAGCUUUCAAAGCGCGCAAUGCCUCUUUCCAGACGACAGGAUGAUGCCAACAAUAUCCAAUCCCGUCCCCCCAAGGGCGGCAGUGGUAACCGCGAAAUCAAACUCACUUCGCUUGGCAUCAUGAACGGCUGCAUCGACGACCUCGUCCAAGGCUCCCGCUACGUCGAGAUGGCCAUCAACAACACGUACGGCAUCAAGCUGAUCGACCAAGCCACGGCCGACGCCAUCACCUCGGGUUUCAACGCCCCUGACACGGGCUGCAAAGACCUGAUCCUCGCCUGCCGCCAAGCCCAAGCCGCUCUCGACCCGCUGGACCAAGGUACCGACGAAACCGUCAACCAGGUCUGCGCCUACGCCUCGCUCACCUGCCAACAACUGCUCGGCUCCGUGCUCGCCAGCGGCGCUAACGCCUACGACAUUGCGCACAUGGGUCCCGAUGCGUUUCCCGAUUACCACUACCUCGAGUACCUCAACUCGCGCCGCGUGCAAGAGGCUAUCGGGUCCGUGGUCAACUACACGGAUAUUUCGCCCGUAGUCUACCAAGCCUUUUUCCAAACCGGCGAUAGGGCUCGCGGCGGGUUGAUCGCCAAGCUAGCUUCACUUCUGCAGCGUGGCGUGCGCGUCGGUCUGGUGUAUGGCGACCGCGAUUACAUCUGCAACUGGAUGGGCGGCGAAGCCGUGUCUCUGGCUCUUGCCGACGCCAUGAAGGAUUUGGAUCCCAAGAGCCCGUAUCCGACCAAGUUUCCGCAGGCUGGGUACGAGAACAUCCAGACCAAUAACAGGGAGGUCGGCGGAGUGGUGAGGCAGUUUGGCAAUCUCAGCUUCAGCAGGAUUUAUCAGUCAGGUCAUUUCGUGCCUGCUUACCAGCCUGAGACGGCGUUCCGGGUGUUUGAGCGCAUUAUCGGCGGUAAAUCGGUUGCCACGGGUGCUAGAGUCAACCUGAGGGACUUUGCGACUCGGGGACCCAAGAAGGCUGAUAAACAGCUCCAGGCUCCCAAGGAUGUGAGCGCCAAGUGCUUUGUGAGGAAUCUGGGGUCGACUUGUACGCAGGAGCAGGUCAUGGCGAUCUUGAUGGGCGAAGGCGUGGUGAUUAAUGGGGUUUGGUAUAAGGAGAAGAAGGAUUGGAGUCCAGUGACGGCUAGAAGUCAGACAGCGGAGCCGGAGUCUAAGAGAAGUCUGGUGGGUAGGGCUGCGAGGUGGUUUGAGUAGGGUGUGUGCGCGUUUGUCCUAUCUCAUAGUGAACGCAUGCUCUUCAGAGAGCGCUUGAUGAUGCUGGAUAACACUAGAUGUCAGUUAGUAGCUAUGGUUAAUGAGUAUCAGUAGGUAAUGAUAACGAGUAUUUGUUAUGUG
Neurospora tetrasperma FGSC 2508 is the source of this 2154-nucleotide messenger RNA. RefSeq lists its product as uncharacterized. Gene Ontology annotation, molecular function: serine-type carboxypeptidase activity. Gene Ontology annotation, biological process: proteolysis. Bases 1 to 2013 code for a protein of 670 amino acids. Lineage: Eukaryota; Fungi; Ascomycota; Sordariomycetes; Sordariales; Sordariaceae. The record is from RefSeq and is a predicted model, not a curated record. Gene Ontology annotation, cellular component: fungal-type vacuole. The transcript has a single exon.